Capronia coronata CBS 617.96 is the source of this 234-nucleotide messenger RNA. RefSeq lists its product as uncharacterized. The record is from RefSeq and is a predicted model, not a curated record. The transcript has a single exon. Lineage: Eukaryota; Fungi; Ascomycota; Eurotiomycetes; Chaetothyriales; Herpotrichiellaceae. The coding region runs from base 1 to 234 and encodes 77 amino acids.
AUGUUCCAGAAAGUCAUGCAAACCGACAAGGUAGAUGUUUGGGCUCUCUUUGUCACCAUGCUCUGGACGCUUGACCUCGGCGAAUUUCGCCAGAAUUCGAAAAGCUUGAAGUCUCCCGGUGAGGCUCAUGUGAUGAUCCUAUCAAUGGCCUCGAACGAGGACGCUGUGUCAAAGAUUCGGGAAAUGGCAUGCUUGAGCCCAGCCCAGCGUGCUUCUGCAGCUCAAAUGCUUUGA